Suhomyces tanzawaensis NRRL Y-17324 is the source of this 1203-nucleotide messenger RNA. RefSeq names its product acetyl-CoA C-acetyltransferase (gene ERG10). Gene Ontology annotation, molecular function: acetyl-CoA C-acetyltransferase activity. Gene Ontology annotation, biological process: fatty acid beta-oxidation; ergosterol biosynthetic process. Lineage: Eukaryota; Fungi; Ascomycota; Pichiomycetes; Serinales; Debaryomycetaceae. The transcript has a single exon. The coding region runs from base 1 to 1203 and encodes 400 amino acids. The record is from RefSeq and is a predicted model, not a curated record.
AUGUCAGUUUAUAUUGUCGCUGCUUCUCGUACUCCCAUUGGAUCCUUGCAAGGCUCGUUGUCCUCGUUGACCUACUCAGACUUGGGUGCUGCUGCCGUCAAGGGUGCCUUGGAAAAGGUUCCCCAAAUCGCCCCAGAAUCGGUGGAAGAAAUUCUCUACGGAGGGGUUUUGCAAGCCAACGUCGGUCAGGCCCCUGCCAGACAGGUUGCCUUGAAGGCAGGCUUGCCUGAGUCGAUUGUCGCUACCACCGUCAACAAGGUGUGUGCCUCUGGUUUGAAGGCCAUCAUCUUGGGUGCCCAAACCAUCUUGACUGGUACUGCCGACGUUGUUGUUGCUGGAGGUGCCGAGUCCAUGUCCAACACCCCAUACUACGUUCCUUCUGCCAGAGGCGGUGCCAGAUUCGGUGACGCUGCCUUGGUCGACGGUAUUUCCAAGGACGGUUUGUUGGAUGUCUACGACCAGAAGUUGAUGGGUGUUGCUGCUGAAAAGUGUGCCAAGGAACAAAACUGCACCAGAGAAGACCAGGAUGCUUUCGGGAUCUCCUCCUACAAGAAGGCCAUCGCUGCCCAGACUGCCGGUAAGUUCCAGAACGAAAUUGUUCCUGUGACCAUCAAGGGUGCCAGAGGCAAGCCUGACGUGGUUGUCAAGGACGACGACGAAGUCAAGAACUUCAACGAGGACAGAUUCAAGACUGCCAGAACCGCUUUCCAGAAGGAAAACGGUACCGUCACUGGACCAAACGCCUCCAAGAUCAACGACGGUGGUGCUGCCGUGAUCUUGGUUUCCGAGAGAAAGUUGAAGGAGUUGGGCUUGAGACCUUUGGCCAAGAUCAGAGGCUGGGGUGAGGCUGCCAGAGCUCCAAUCGACUUCACCAUUGCUCCAGCCUUGGCCGUUCCAAAGGCCUUGAAGCACGCCAACAUUUCCCAAGACCAAGUCGACUACUUUGAGUUGAACGAAGCUUUCUCUGUGGUUGGUUUGGCUAACUCCAAGCUUCUUGGCCUCGACCAAGACAAGGUCAACGUCUACGGUGGUGCUGUUGCCUUGGGUCAUCCAUUGGGAUGUUCUGGUGCCAGAAUCGUCGUCACCUUGUUGUCGGUGUUGGCCCAAGAAGGUGGUAAGAUUGGUGUUGCUGGUAUCUGUAACGGUGGUGGAGGUGCUUCUUCCAUUGUUCUUGAGAAGAUUGGUGACGACUUCAAGUUGUAG